GUAGCAUCUCAACACACAUAGUGAGAGCUGGCGCACCAAGGGUGCUGCUAAAUCUGAAAGGCCCAUUGAGCAUAAAAACUAUGAACCCCGAGGAGCAAACUGUUACGUGGCUAAUAACAUUAGGCGUGCUUAAUUCACCCAAAAAGAACAUCGCUGAUCCGGAGGAAUUUCUGAAAACCUCUCUCAGAGAUGGGGUCGUCCUGUGCAAGCUUGUGGAGCGAGUGCUACCUGGAGCCACCUUAAAGUAUUCGACUGAACCCAGAUGCGAAGCGGACUGCAUUGCAAACAUUCGAGAGUUUCUAAAAGGAUGCCAGUCUCUAAAGGUUGAGGGCUUUGAUCCAGAAAGCUUAUAUACUGGGGAGAACUUCAACAAGGUUCUGUCAACACUCUCAGCAAUAAACAUCGCCACUCAAGAUUGUACCCCUACUAGAUCAUGUCCACUGUCCAGUGCCUCUGCUCCUAGCCUGUCAACCCCUUCACAAGCCGUUCCCACCUUAAAGUCCAGCAGGUCUUUACGGAGGCAGUCAAAAGCUGUGGAAAUGUCGGAGAAUGGAGGGGGUGGGCAGCUGGUGGUCAAGGCACGUUUCAAUUUCAAGCAGAACAAUGAGGACGAGCUGUCUUUCAGCAAGGGUGAGCUGAUCCAUGUCACCCGCCAGGAGGAAGGUGGAUGGUGGGAGGGGACCCUUAAUGGCAAAACCGGCUGGUUCCCUAGCAAUUACGUCCGAGAGGUCAAGCCAUGUGAGAAACCAAUUUCUCCGAAAGCUGUAAAAGGACUUGACGUUCCUCAGCUGACUAAAAAUUAUUACAAUGUGGUGGUGCAAGACAUCUUGGAGCAUGAGAGAGAGUUUGUCAAAGAGCUGCAGAUGGUACUGGGCUGCUACCUGCGCCCUCUACAGGCCAGCGACAAGCUGUCUAGUGCGGACUGUUCCAGUCUGAAUGGGAAUUUAGAGGACAUCCUCUCGUUCCAACAGGGACUGUGUCUUGCCUUGGAGGAGUGCUCCAACCUGAACAGCGAGGAUCUGGACAAGUUCAUGGAGAGUCAGGGUGCAAGUGCUCCCGGUAUCCUGACCCUCACCACCAGCCUGAGCAAACCCUUCAUGAGGCUCGACAAGUACCCCAUCCUCCUGCAGGAGCUUGAGCGACAUGUGGAGGAAGCGCAUCCAGAUUACAGUGACAUUCUCAAAGCAACAGUUGCUUUUAAAUAUCUUGUGAUUCAGUGUCAAGAUCUGCGAAAAAGAAAGAACCUGGAGUUGCAGAUCUUGUCGGAGCCAGUGCGGGGCUGGGAGGGCGACAACAUGAAGUCACUUGGUCAGGUGGUCUACAUGUCACAGGUCCACAUCCAGAGCAGUUUAAAUGAGGAAAAGGAAGAGCGAUACUUCAUGCUGUUUCCCAAUGUGGUAGUGAUGCUGUCUGCCAGCCCUAGAAUGAGUGGUUUCAUUUACCAGGGACGUCUGCCAUUGACUGGAACCACUGUAACCAAACUGCCAGAGGAUGCAGAGACAGGCCAUUAUGCCUUUGAGAUCACAGGGGGGGCGAUAGAUCGCACCAUGGUGUUCUGCAGUAGUGCACAGGAGCAGCUGGAGUGGUUAGAACAUCUUCAUGCUUACACCAAGGAAGGGAGUCCAGUCGGAACAAUAUUGAAGAGUGUUGAUGGUAAGCCUACAACCAUGGCUGGCACAUCGUCUCACCACUUGCAUAGUUUCGGUACCGCUGUGGCUAACCGAGGCCCUCUCGAACCCCCCAAGAUCACCAAGCCAUGGUCCUUAAGCUGUCUUAGACCUGCGCCGCCCCUCAAGCCCUCCGCUGCACUAGGUUAUAAAGAGAGGAUGUCUUAUAUCCUGAAGGACUCUAGUAAAAGCCCCAGACCCAGACCCAAGUUCCUCCCAAAGAGAAAAACGGAGAGAAAACCAUCAGAUGAUGAGUUCCUGAUUAGAAAAAGCACAGCAGCUCUAGAGGAGGAUGCCCAGAUACUCAAAGUGAUUGAGGCUUACUGCACCGGAGCCAGUCUCCACCAAUCCACCACAGCUGUUCGUAAGGAGUGCAUCCCCCAGGUCCUGCUUCCAGAAGAAGAGAAGAUUAUUGUUGAGGAGAUCAAGAGCAAUGGCCAGACAAUCAUUGAGGGAAAAAGUCUUGUUGAUGCUGUUUAUGCUCUAAAAGAUGAAGUCCAUGAAUUAAAAAAGGAGAAUAAAUGGAUGAAGCAGUGUCUGGAAGAGGAACAGAAGUCACGUAAGGAGAUAGAGCGUAUAGUUAGAAAGAUGGCCAAGCAAAAGAAUGACUGGGAUGAAGGAGGUCACUAAAGAACACUCUGGACACUCGCCCGUUUCCCCUCACCAGCUGCAUGUAUGUGUUUCUGUGUCUGUGUGUCCUCACAAAUGUGUUUUUAUGUGUUUUUCCAUCACAUUAAUCACUGCACAUUGUUUUUGGAAAGUCACCAUGCUGGGGAUUUUCAGCCAUUUCUCAUCAAAUGUUUUUUUUGGACAAGAUGCGAUGAGAAUAUCAACUCUGUGUUUAGUGACUGUGUUUUUCUCGCCACACUGAAGAAUAUCACUGUGCGGUUUGCUUCACGCUCCUGUGGUGUGCCAUUCUGAGAACAAAACGCCAACUGUUCUGGAAGACCAAGUGAACUGCUUAAGUAUUUUGUGAUUUGGAAAACUUCAGAUAACUGUCCAUUUUUUCGUUCCGGUUCACUCAAGCACUCCAAGAAGAAGCAUCACAGAAAAGAUGGUGGAAUCUCUUGUUUUUCGAACUGAACAAAUAUCUGCCUCACUUUAUGACUGUUACUGGUCAUGGACAAAAGAGAUUCGAUGACAGUCAUUCAGCCCAUGAACAGCAUUCCGACUCAAGCCACUAUUGCACAAGUGAAAAUAUUCUGUUAAUGGCGUAAGAGAAGAUAUUUGUGGUUGAACAUUGCAGGACUCCACCGUAUCCACAAGUAUUAUUCUUUUCAGUCCUAUUUCUGCUUUUAAAAUGUGAAAACGGUUGCUCGAGGUAGCUUUUAGGUCACAAAUGAACAAGAUUGAGAUUUGUAGUUUGCACUUGAUUGACACGAGAUGCCCUAUUUGCCAUCUUGAAAUGAGUUUAUUCCAAAUAUGUGACUCACGUCAGCAUGGGUACACAGCAUUUCUAAAACAGCCAUUAUGUUACAUAAUCAUGCUUCUGAUAAUCAUCACUAGUUUAAAGCUAUCAGGGAUAUAGUUGUCAGAAAUAGUCAUGUUUAUAAUACUAUACUAAUACGAUACAUCAUAUAAUGUAUGUAUAUCAUAUAUACAGUAUAAAUAUGUAUAUAUCAUAGAUGUUAUGGCAAAAGGAACCAUUUCAACUUUUUUUAAUGGUAACAAAAAUUCAUUAGGUAAUUGUAUCCUCCUUUUUCAGAGGCUUGAAACUAUUUCAUAUGAUCUUAAACCAAAAAAAAAAAUCCAGUAUGUUUGUGGGUUUGGUACUAGGAGCCCUUUUAGGACUCGAAAACCAAGUGUGCGUAGAAGCAUACAGUACUUUAGGCACUGAUAUUGUUCCUCACUUACUGUAUCUUGGAGGCUCAUAUUAGAGUGAGAAACAAUUUUGUUGAUUUUUAUUUUAUUUUUUCAGCAAACUGCUCCCCAUCAGCAAUAGAGCAUAGGGUAGCACCAUAUUUAAUUUUUGACAGGAAUGAAAUCGAGGCUGUGAGGGAUAGACGUACAGUGCAUUCAGUGGAUUGUACUGUAGUUUAACAACAUACCGAUUGUUCAGCUGACAAAACAUCUUUCUAAAGAAACUUUCUGUGUGAUCUAAGACCUUUAUACAGUGGUAAAGACUGUACAUCUGUCCCUCACAGCCUCGUUUUCAUUCACGUUGAAUUCAAUAUGGCAUCUACCCUGACUAAAGUCUGUUGCACUGAAGGUGCAUUUUCUUACUCAUUUGUACUCUGCGUGGCAUGCGUUCAUAUUUUCUUCUUGAACACUUGCCAUUUUAACGGCAACAAGUUAAAUCAAAUGAAUAAGUCAUUACACAGACAGUUACACAAUGACACUGUGUCUGGAGUACUAAACCUUUCUUUUUUUACUAAUCAUUACCGAUCAUAACCGUGACUAAUCUUUUCAUUCGUGGAUCGGAGAUGUGAUCUCUGUCUUAAGCAGUGAAGAAAUGAAUGCAAAGAGCUGUAAAGAUGAGCAAAACUUGGGUGGGGAUUUUUUUAAAAUCUUUUUAAACCCACCAGCAGACACCUCCGGAGCAUUGCUGUGGCAAUUCAAUGCAAUGUGCAACUGAUUUGUUCUUACAAUUGCUGUGCAAGAGCCAGUUUUUCUCUUGGAAGGAGUAUACUGUAUAAUAUAUUCUUCCGAUUAGGCAAUAAGAUGUGCUCUGAGGUACACCAAUAUAAUGCUGUUACUGUGGUACUGUGUGUAAAUCUGUUUCUUGUUUGUGUGCGUGUUUGUUUUUCCAGCAAUUAACCUUGCAUGCCAUGUGUUACACAUAGCCUUAAAUAUUAUUUUAAAGUGUUAACCCUGAUUGUAUUGUUGUUAUGGAAACUCUUGAAAGUUUAAAACAUCGGUCUAAAAUGUUGGCAUCUACGGUGGUAAAUGUGAUAUUUCUGA
Messenger RNA from Sinocyclocheilus grahami, 4568 nucleotides. RefSeq names its product Rac/Cdc42 guanine nucleotide exchange factor (GEF) 6 (gene arhgef6). Gene Ontology annotation, cellular component: lamellipodium; cytoplasm. Gene Ontology annotation, biological process: lamellipodium assembly. The coding region runs from base 81 to 2297 and encodes 738 amino acids. The transcript has 21 exons. Lineage: Eukaryota; Metazoa; Chordata; Actinopteri; Cypriniformes; Cyprinidae. The record is from RefSeq and is a predicted model, not a curated record. Gene Ontology annotation, molecular function: protein binding; guanyl-nucleotide exchange factor activity.